AAUUUAUAACAAAUAUGUUUGCAGGAAGACUCGUCCUGAAAUCAGGCUCAAAUGGCUCGAAGAAAUUAGGAUUUUUGAGAAAUAAUCAAUGGACAUGAACAGUGAGGAUGUUCAGUGGAGAAGAGAAGGAUAUUGCUCAGGAGUAUGCAGAGAUUACGGAGGAAGAAAAACAGAAGUAUAGAGAUGCAUGGGGACAGAAGUUUCAGGAUGAAGUCGUUAUGCAUCAGAAGGAAUGGGAAGAGCUUACAAGGGUCUCUGAUGAUAAUAGAAUGAGCCAGCUCUCUGACCAACUCUCAGAGCCUUCUAAGAGGAAAUGUGAGUUUUUAGCAGAUAGAAUUCUUGAAUUUAAUCCAUUUGAAGCAAGGUAUCUGUCUGGAGUAGUCUAUGAAAAAGUUAAAAGAAACACAGAUUAUAACCCAUUGAAAUUGAAUAUGGAUUGGUCUUCAAUAAAAAUGGAUGUUGAUGGUUCUUUUCCUCCUCUCAAUCCAAACUGGUUCAAACAACAAGAGCUAAUGAGCCAGAUUGGACCAUUAAUGGGAACCUUUGGGGGAGGAAAUGGUGCUGCCCAAGGAGGUGGUGAAGAAGAAGAGGAGCAACAAGAAUCUUCAGAUUCUAAAGAAAAAGACUCCUUCGAUAUUGAGUUGUCAGGAUUUGAAGCUAAAAGUAAAAUUAAACUCAUCAAAGAAAUCAGAGCUCUUUUCAACCUCGGCCUGAAAGAAGCAAAGGAGACUGUUGAAGGUGCUCCUCUCUGGCUUAAGAAAGGAGUGAAAAAGGAAGAGGCUGAAGAACUUAUCGAGAAGUUGACUGCCUUGGGUGCAGAAUUGAAGAUGGUCUAAUAAUCUACAUA
Messenger RNA from Moneuplotes crassus, 847 nucleotides. The record is from the annotation of a GenBank genome assembly. Lineage: Eukaryota; Ciliophora; Spirotrichea; Euplotida; Euplotidae.